This is a messenger RNA of Oppiella nova, 543 nucleotides long. NCBI's taxonomy places the organism in Eukaryota, Metazoa, Arthropoda, Arachnida, Sarcoptiformes, Oppiidae. The record is from the annotation of a GenBank genome assembly.
AGAUGUCUUAACAGAGAACUGCUUUCCAAGUAUAACAACGACGGACUCGUUAGCCAUACGAGUGAAGAACAAAGGAAAGUUGAGGAAUCGGUUGAGAGAUGUUAUGAAGAGAUUGAAGGCAUUGUAGAGAAUGACAAUCAAGCGCCUCAUUUGCUGCGCGAUAAGCACCAGAAGUACUUAAUCCGUGGUCUCAGCCAACCAUUGCAUCAGUCGUUCCAAUGUCUGGACGCGUCCCGUCCGUGGCUGACCUACUGGAUCACCCACUCCCUGGCCAUUCUUGAUUUGGACUCACAUUUGGAAUUAAAUGCUAUAAAAAUAAUUAAAUUCUUAACGAAUUGCAAGAAUAAAGAGGGCGGAUAUGGUGGGGGACCCCAACAGAUAUCACAUUUGGCCACCACUUAUGCGGCUGUCAACGCUUUGGUGACACUGUGCAGUGAAAGUGCACUCAAAUCUAUUAAUCGGCAGGAAAUCAAGAAAUUUAUUAUCGAAAUGAAGCAAAACGACGGCUCAUUUCGGAUGCAUUCGGGCGGAGAAAUCGAUAUC